AUGCCUGAAACCUUUUCACAAAAAAGGAAAGCUGUCUCGGUUGAUAAUCAUGAAAUGUUAGAAGAUUCUGGUAAACAGAAAUGUCUGAAAGUUGAAGAUGAAUCAAGAUUAACAUUCAAUCAAGUUCUAUCAGUUGAAACACAUGGAAUCUUAAAUUUUUAUGAAGAAAAUGGACCAAAUCUUACCUUCUCAAAACCUUUUAAUGAUGAAUUUAUUCUAAGAGUCAAUGAAGCAUUUGAUUCUACUUAUGGAAAACCUUUUGCCAAAGAAAACCUUCAACAAGCAACAAAAUGGCUGCAUUUCCGAGGUCUGGUUGUGUCCAAGUUCACUGCAGGAAGAAAACCUACCUUGGGAGAGCAAAUUUCACAAUAUCUCAAUAAUGAAGUCCCUCACGGAUUUCAUCUCCACAUGCCCAAUGGAAGCAUUGUCAUUCCAAAGGGAUUACUUUUACUUGUCACAAUCACUCACCUUUAUGCAAUUAGGAUUGUCAUUUUCUCCACACAUAAAAAACCAGUUGAAAUUGGCUCAGGCAGAGAUAGAACUUGUCAUACAGUUGCACUCCUGAGACAUCAAGAUUCAAUAUUAUCAGAAGGAGCAUGGUAUGCACUUGAACUGGCAAAAAAUUGGGUCAAGCAAACAGCUACAAUACAUAUGGACAUGGUCACAUCAAUGGUCUCUCCACCUGCAAUCAAAAGGUCUCAAGGAGCAGCUCCUAAGAAAGAGCGCCUCCAAAAUGAUUACAAAAAGGAAAUAAGAGGGAAUCCCACAUCACAAAAACUAGCCAAGUUUAAGGAUAAAAAUAUUAAUCAGAAAUCACCACCUCGAGGUUACCUUGAAAAAGUAUUAGAAAAACUUAAUGAAAUGAUAGAUACAAGUAACAUGAAUACACUUGGUUUGUCUGGCUGUCUUGGGAGAAUCAAAGAGCCCAACACAAUGCAGAUAUGGAAAGAAGUAGUAGGAGAAUAUCUGACAGCUAUUUCGAUGAAUAUUGGUACUUUAGCUACUACUCCUUCACAGGAUUCUGGUUCUAGAAUGAUCUUGACUGAACAAGAUGAUGAUGAAGACAUGAAUGACAACUAUCGUGUUGUUACAACUACUCUAUGGCAGAUUGUUCAAAAUGAUCAUAACUUGGCUGAUAUAGAACAGCAAUUAGUUUCCGAACAAAAUGUUAAUCAUCAAGUAUUUAAAUCUUUUUGCAGUGUUAUUCAAGAGGCCACAAACAUGGUCAUCUCAGGAAAAGUAUUUUCUUUUCUGGGUAAUCCAGAUGUUGAAUGUCUUGAUCUUACAAAUGUUUUUCCACAGGGAUAUAAUUUUGGAGAAUAUAAAUCCAUAGUCAAUAUAGCAUCAAUCUGUGAGGAUGUGUCAGCCUUGAUCGAUGCUGGGUUCUUCUCUUUUUCUCAUUUUGAAAACUUAUUUUAUGGUUGUAUUGGAAAAGCAGUGCGAAAAGAGUCUACGCUUUUUGAGCAAAUUAGAAAUGAGAUUAAUUUGAAAAAAGUUGUACCUUCAGCAAUUGCUAAUUCAACGAGUAAUACGUCAACAAUUAACAUAUGGAAUAGAGACAUAUAUAACAAAAGUUUAUGUAAUGUUAUCCGAAUUCUCCUUCGGAUUCAUCUUGCACCUGAAAGAAUGGUAAGAUAUCAAAAAAUUCAACAGAGGAAAGCUAAGGAGAAACAACCAAAACAAUCAAAAAAGAAGUCACAGGGUCUAAGUCAAUGGUAUCUUAUGAAUGAACUUGCAUUUGCCAUCAUUAACAAUCGAUCAAUAUUUGUUGUACAAAAGAUCAUGAAAAAAUUGCAACACUCAUUAAAUAUGCCAACUGGGAGUCUAGACAUGGAAAUCCAGAGUGAAAUAGAGCUAGAUGAGUGGGAUGGUGAAGAAGAUGAUAUAGAAGAUAUAAAGGAAGUAGAAGAGAUAAUUACUGAAUUCAAGAUUCAAGAGUCAUCUGCAAAAACAAUCCGGUCCCUUAUAUCAAUUGUUCGUAUGCUAACUGAGUCAGCAAAAAUCAAACAUGCUAUCACAUCAGAUGAUAUUCAAAAGGAAGCUUUCAAAGGAACAAAUUUUACUGACAAAGAAAAGACUGUGUCAGCAAAGAUUGUCAACUUUCUUUGGCCUUUUGUUCAAAAACGCACAAUUGACAAUUAUCUUCCAGAGCCACACAUCCUAAUUAGGGAUGUUAAUCAGUCCUUUUGGGACCGGGUCCUGAACAGUCUGGACUGGACUUUUUCAG
Molecule: messenger RNA, 2227 nt
Organism: Entrophospora candida
Lineage: Eukaryota; Fungi; Glomeromycota; Glomeromycetes; Entrophosporales; Entrophosporaceae
Source: the annotation of a GenBank genome assembly